AUAAGGUUAUUUGGUUCUUUUCAAAAACAAUGACAAAACGUCUCACCCGAUCAGAACUAUUCGCUGGCGCUCAAGCGACAGGAAGUAGCGUCCAAAUUCCAAGCUCACAUUUAGAUCUAGAAAAUCAAAACGAUGAAAAGAUUGAAGGACUAACUAGUAAAGUAAAAAUAUUAAAAGAGAUUACUUUAAACAUUGGUGAGACUAUAAAAGAAUCCAGUUCUAUUAUAGGCUCAAUGGCCAUUUUCUUGACGGUUCUAUGA
Messenger RNA from Dentiscutata erythropus, 260 nucleotides. NCBI's taxonomy places the organism in Eukaryota, Fungi, Glomeromycota, Glomeromycetes, Diversisporales, Gigasporaceae. The record is from the annotation of a GenBank genome assembly.